UUCCCGACGUCGUGAACUCGUGAUUGGAGUGCGCCUUGCCUUAAGACCAUUUUUUUCCUCUCCUCUCUCUCUCUGCCCCUCCCUCUCUUCCAUGCGCCACGCCUCCGCCCCGCCCCAAUUUUCCCAAAUCCAAGCGCUCCCAGCCCGAGGCCUCGUCCCGCCGGAGCAAGCCGCGCGCCGCCUCGGGCGCUUUCUCCCCGAGGCUACCCCCCCCCCGCCGCCGCCGCCGGAUUGGCGCGGAGUGGAGAUCCGCCCUGUCUCCCACAUGCUAGUAAAAUAAGAAAAAUCAGCUACUGCAUCCAUGAUACUUAGAGACUCCACUGCUUCAUUGACCAAGAAAAUAUAGAAGAUCUAGGUGUCUUGUAGAAGUAAGGUGUUGAAAGGAAUAGAUUAUUAUAGGGGAGGAAUAAAGAAUGGGAAAAGGAGAGGUGGCCACUAGGUCCAAAUCUCAAAAAUCAUCGGCAACGCAGAAUGAACAGAGUACGCCCACUAAUCCCCCUACUGCAUACCCUGACUGGUCUCAGUUUCAGGCAUACUAUAAUCCUGCUGGCACAGCUCCAAUGACCCCGCCAGCUUUUUUCCAUCCAAACAUGGCUCCAAGUCCUCAGGGGCACCCAUAUAUGUGGGGUCCACAGAUGAUGCCUCCCUACGGAACACCACCACCAUAUGCAGCGAUGUAUGCGCAAGGCACACCAUAUCAGCAGGCACCUAUGCUACCAGGUUCACACCCAUACAGUCCUUAUCCAGGGCAGUCACCAAAUGGGGCAGUUCAAACUCCUACAUCUGCUGGCGGAACAGAGACAGAUAAGUCAAGCAAAAGUAAGCGGAAAACUCCCCUGAAGAGAUCGAAAGGAAGCUUAGGUAAUCUGGAUGUAGCUGCAACCAGAAAUAAAAAAACACCUGCAAAACCUUCAGCAUCCUCCUCCAAUGAAGGUUCUUCACAAAGUGAGAGUGGAAGUGGAAGUUCUUCUGAAGGAAGCAGUACAAAUUCCAAAAGUGGUUCAAGGAAGGAAGGUUCUGAGCAUGACCAGGGUAAUGAUGCUAGCAACAAAGGAGCCACUGUUCAGAGCUCUGCAGUUGAACCCGUACAAGCGUCUACUGGGCCAGUUGUGCUUAACCCUAUGAUGCCAUACUGGCCUGUCCCUCCUCCCAUGGCUGGCCCGGGAAUGGAUUACUGGGGUACUCCUGCUUCAGUACCCAUGCAUAAUAAAGUAAUUGCAGCACCGUCAUCAGCUCCUUCAUCAAAUUCACGUGAUAUUGUUCUCAGUGAUCCAGCCAUACAGGACGAGCGAGAACUGAAGAGACAAAAGCGGAAGCAAUCAAAUAGGGAAUCAGCUCGGCGCUCAAGAUUGCGCAAGCAGGCUGAAUGGGAAGAAGUAGCCAAUCGAGCUGAUUUGCUAAAGCAGGAAAACAGUUCACUUAAGGAAGAAUUGAAACAACUUCAGGAGAAGUGCAAUAGUUUGACCUCAGAAAAUACAGAUUUACAUGAAAAGCUUAAAGAGCUUGAAGGUGAGAAAUCAAAUGGAAACUGGUAUAAAGAGUGAAAGGCUGUAACUUAUCACUUUCUGACUUCUGAUAUAAAUUGGAGGCGACAUGGUAGGUCCGAUAAUUAGGAGGUAUUCAUGUAUGCUAUUAGAUUUUUGGCCGAGAGGUAGAAUUGUAUCAUAGAGUUUGACAUGAUGGCUACAGAUUCUUCUUCCAGUUGCCGCGGCUGCUGUACUCUUAUGUUUUUUCUUCUUCUUGCACUUGUGUAAGAUGUUAUGUAAAAGUCCCCAAGCGAUGUUUGAAACUCUGGGGUUUAGCUUCUGAGAUAGUUGAUGUAGAGCUGCUCAUUGAGAGUCUUUACCUGAAUUAACGUGUCACACUUAUAAUUUGUGACAUAUCGUUCAGAUAAUUAGAGGUACAGAUUUGUAUAAC
Oryza brachyantha (malo sina) is the source of this 1917-nucleotide messenger RNA. RefSeq names its product bZIP transcription factor 1-B-like. Lineage: Eukaryota; Viridiplantae; Streptophyta; Magnoliopsida; Poales; Poaceae. Gene Ontology annotation, biological process: regulation of DNA-templated transcription. The coding region runs from base 414 to 1544 and encodes 376 amino acids. The record is from RefSeq and is a predicted model, not a curated record. Gene Ontology annotation, cellular component: nucleus. The transcript is spliced from 15 exons. Gene Ontology annotation, molecular function: sequence-specific DNA binding; DNA-binding transcription factor activity.